AUGAAGCGUGGCCGGGAGGGCAGAGGUUCGGGUUCGGGGCCUCCAGCGAAACGCGGCAGAGGGCCGCCCGUGGCGGGACGCUUCGCCUUCAAGGUCCUUUGCCCAGAUCGGCUCGUGGCAGCGGUUUUGGGAUCCAGUGGGCAGACCGUCGCCAAGAUCCAAGAGCAUUCAGGUUGCCACUGCAACUUCUCGCGGCGAAAUGAGUUCUUCCCAGACACCAAUCUGCGCCUGCUGGUCAUCUCAGGUCCCGGCCCGGCAGAAAUCCUCACUUGCUUGGAGCUGCUGCUUGACCAGGUGAUAAGCUGUGCCGACGAAGAAGCAAAGGAAAUGGAGGCAAGUGGCACCUAUGGAUCAGAGGAUGGCGAGUUCCUCGAUACGACCGGAGAUUUGCGGCUCUGCGUGGCUCUCACCCCGUUCGCGGCAGAAGGAGGCCACGAUGGCGCUGUCUCAAGGCUACAGGAGGAGAGCGGCGUUCGGCUUUAUGUGGACGACAUGAUCCACGAGAACCAUCAGCUUGCGGUGCUGGCUGGCACCCGAGAGCAACUCCUGGGAGGCCUUGAGCGCUUCAACGCGCUGGUGCAGGAACAGGUCGACGACGAAGAAUUUGUCGCCUGGGCCGACAUUAAAUUCUUCAAGCCUGUGCCAGAUCCAGGCUCUGCCACCGAGGGAGCUGGCAAUCAGAAAGUUCUCUUCGUGGGCGGCUUAUCCCAGCAGACGGAUCCCACCAGCCUGGAGCGCUACUUCUCGAGGUUCGGCGAAGUCAUGGAGGCCGACGUGAAGAUGGACACGCACACAAAGCGUUCCAAAGGGUUUGGCUUCGUGGCGUUUGCAAACGAGGCGUUGGCUGAAGCUUGCCUGGCGGAUCCGAAGGGCCAUGUCCUUGACGGCAAGCGCAUUGACGUCAAGCGAUAUGGAAGCACGGAGUCUGGAGCAGGUCAACCGCAAAGCGAUCGACGAGCAGAGGGUGUCCCACAGAGAGGCACGCAACCGUCACAGGCACAAAGGGCGCCGCCAGAUGGCAGCAACCCCCGCGGUGAGAGACUUGGCCACAAAGGUCGAGGUGCUAAGGGUGAGUCUGGUCGGAUCCGAGCUUCUGGCGAUGAUCGUGCCUACUUCUCGGGUGCUCCGAGUCAAGUGGAGGCUUCAAGAAGUGCGGUCCUGGCAGACAUUAAGUGGUUCAGCGGUUUGGCCGAAUCUGUUCCAGCAGAGUACCUGAAUGAAGAGUACUGCAUUUCGUGCAGCUUGCCAAGUGCACGAUGUGGAGCUCUGAUUGGUCGUCGGGGCGAGAAUAUCAACGAGGUGGAAAGAAAGACUGGAGCAAGCGUGCAGCUGGCCAAGAAAAACCAGGCCGACUAUCGAGAGUUGACGGUGACAGGAAGCCUGAUUUCAGUGUAUGCGGCGCACUUGCUGCUGAUGCGGGAUUACAAUGAAGCAACGCGGGCAUCAGAAGCACGCAUGGAGCCGUCUGCCGCGGAGCAGAAGGUGCAGGCACUGGAACGGGAGCUUGCGAGCCUGAAGCAGCAGAUCCCAGGUCGCGCCAUCGCAAAUCGUUCCCACCGCUGA
Symbiodinium sp. CCMP2592 is the source of this 1563-nucleotide messenger RNA. Lineage: Eukaryota; Dinophyceae; Suessiales; Symbiodiniaceae. The record is from the annotation of a GenBank genome assembly.